AAAACGAAAAUAAUAAUUACUUUUCCCCAGAAAAGGCAAAAUAAGAAUGUAAAAUAAAUUCGGAGUCAAAACAAAUUGACGAAUAUUUACUAAAUAAUGCUCUUUUAGUGAAAACAUAGUAAUCUGGAACGGGGCCCGGGAAAAUAUUGUAUAUGUCAAAAUAUUGACACUUGUCACUAUUUCAUGUUCAAUCGUGUUUAUUUCAUUUCGGCGCCUAAAACUUUGUUACUUUAGAACUGUUUUAAAGUUAUUUUAUUUGUAUUUAAUACCAUAAUUGUGAACAAAUGCCUGUAAAAAUAUAAAAAUGGAAGAAGAAAAACUUAUCCGAAGAAAGAAGAAAGCUUUGAAUGGAAGUAAUAGGCGUACUUUAGCUGAGGCUUACAAUGAUUUGGCGACAUUUUAUUACAAACACAAUCGGUAUAGCGAUGCUCUGGACGAAUAUAAAAAUGAAGCUAAAAUUUGUAAGGAGUUGGGACUACGCAUGGAAUGGGGGACUUGCAACAGGAUGAUUGGAGAGAUGUAUAUGUUGUUAGCAGAGUUUGACAAAGCCCUGAAGUAUGAGGAGCGACAUUUAUCUGUAGCAAAAGAAUUGAAGAACCUAGUUGAGGAACAGAGAGCCAUGGCUACACUUGGCAGAAUAUAUUUAUUGCAAGGACAAAGCACCAGUGAUGAUGAUGAAGGUAAAACAUCACUGAAAGCUGCUGAAAAGGCUUUCAUGAAGAGUCUUGUGCUGUGUGAGAACUUAAAUGGUAAAAUAAACAAACAUGAACUGAUGGACAUGAGAGCUCGCCUCCUUCUAAACAUCGGAGUUGUACAGGAGCACUUAGGAAACCUUGACAAGGCCAUAGACUGUAUUAAUAAGGCCAUAACUAUAUGUUCAAGUCAAGAUCUGUAUGAAGUACUGCAUAACUGUUAUACUACUGAGGCAUUGUUACUUGGUAACAAGAAGAAGGACUAUGCUAAAGCUCUCAGCUGUUUGAAUAAGGCUCUUGAAGUAGCUAGCAGGCUUGAGGAUAAGGUCCUAAAAACCUGUGAGACUUUAGCUUCGAAAGCAGAUAUCUUGUGUAAGAUGUCAGACUAUCAGAGUGCUAAACAAGUGCUGCUCAAAGCCUGGAAACUGAAGACACCUGAUGAGGAAGAAAGAGACAAUAUUGAGUCCAAUCUUAGAGUUGUUGCAGCUAUCUGCUACACAGAAGAUCUGCUCAUAUCAACUGACCCAUCAGACCACACAACAUUUAAGAAAUUGUAUGAGAAGCUCGGUGACGGUGCAUGUCACUUGCGGAACUACGCCGGCGCUGUCGAGUACUACCUAAAGAUGUUGGACCACGCUGAGCUGGCGGGGGAAUGCGGGAAGAAACUCAUACCGAUAUAUGUUAGCCUUUACCAAACUUACAAAGACAUGGGAUCGUACAACGAGGCUCUUCACUAUUACGAAAAGGAGUAUGAGCUAAUCAAAGACGUGCCGAAAGAGGCUUUCACGACGAUGUAUAAUAUUGCUGAAACGUUGUUCUUGGCCAAGAAACCUUACGGACAGAUAGAGAAGGCGUGUAUGGAGGCUAGGAGAGCUGCUCAAGAAUGGCAUAAAAGAAAGUACGAAAUCCGAGUACUAAAAAGCCUCCUAAAGUAUCAAGAAGAGUAUGGUGAAACUGACAAGAUGGAACAAACUAAAGAAGAAUUAAGAGCUCUAGGUUAUGAGAACUUGGACAAUCUGGAGAAUUCAGAAGAUGAACAGAGUUCUGCUGGAGGAGGCGAUGAUGACACUCAUAUUGGUGAUGAUAUAUGCCUUGAUGAUCUUACAGACUUGUCAGAUACAAAUGAGGAAGAAAUAUCUGAAACGAAAAGGGAGACGCGUAAGAGAGGAAAAGGGUACACCAUCAAAAAGAAUAUGAAAGGUGAAACACAACUUCAUGUGGCAAGUAUAUCAGGCAACAAGUUACUAGUAGAAAGGUUGAUAGCUAAAGGUCAUCCCGUCAACAUUCGAGACAAUGCCGGCUGGUUGCCGCUUCAUGAGGCCUGCAUACACGGACACAUUGAGAUUGCUAAUAUACUGAUUAAUAACGGUGCCAAUGUCAAUGAUAGGGGCGGGGUUAAUUGUGAUGGUAUCACACCAUUAUAUGAUGCAGCUAGCAACGGCCACUUAGACGUAGUCCAAUUACUCCUCGAAAAAGGCGCCAUACCCUCCUUAAAGACAGACUUUGGAGAAACACCAUUACACGUACUUCAAAAAUGGCGAACAAGCACAAUACUCACCAAAGACGAAGAGGUUUUAUAUACCAACAUAUGUAAUAAAAUACAUAGCCUUAUAGAUAAAACUAAUACGACAGACGUACUGAAUAGAUCCAAGUCUAAAACACCCGUUAAACCCGUUAAAGAUGUUACUCCACCAAGUACUUCUAAAAUGACUAGCAGGAUUAAAGAAUUAGAUACACCAGUGUUUAAACGGAGGAAUAUAAUUGAUGAUAAUAGUGACGAUGAUAUAAAUCUCUCGCAAAAUGUAAGGAAUGAAGCCGCUUUUCCAUCCGACGACUCAAACUCAUCAGAUUGCGAAACAAGUAACAAGAAAAAAUCAUCAGGUGUCAAAGAAUAUAGAAAUGCUAUAGAUGCAUUACGUAAUAGAAGUAUUAAUGAUCUGCCUGAAGUAGAUGUUAAGAAGAAUAAAGUAAAACCAGCAUUGUUAGACCCCGAAGAGAUCGAUGAUGAUUGGCUAGACGACGAUCUAGGAAUCAACAAAAAUAAUAAAAAGCGAAAACUAACUGAUCCCUUAACUACCGUCGCCAAAAAACCGACUUACGAAAACAUAAAAGAUACUAUAGAAGAUAUCAACAAAAUAGAACCUUUAGUUGAAAAUAACAAGUUUAAUAAGAAAAGAUCAAGAUUCAGUGAAGUGAUCGAGGUCAGUGAAAACAGUUCGGACUCGGACCAUUAUCAAAGAAACGAAAACAUACGACCCCAAGUUUCAGCAUCGGAUUCCAUGAGAAAUAUAUUGAAAGAACUGAAUGACUCCAAAACUAAAGACAGCAGGGAUAAUAUGAAACGGCGAUGGAAAAGACAAAGCACGUUAUUAAAAGCAGGAUUCCAACGAAAGAGAGAUGAAAUCGAUGCAUCUAGUAACAGUGGAAGUGAUACAGAGUUUGCAUCAAGAAGAGAACAAAAAAGACUGACUCCUACCGGGACAUUCUCUCGUAAAUCUUCAGGCGAAAACUUUCAUUACAACAACGUACACAACGACGGUUUUAAUAUAAUGCAGAAUAUGAAUCCUGGUAUUGUGCAGCCCAUGAAUAUGAUACAACCGAUUAAUAUUGUUCAGUCGAAUAAGAACGGUCGGCCAGUUCAAACGCAGAUUCUGCCGCCGGCCGCGGUCAAAGUGCAAGUUGAGGAUAAAGUAUUGUUGAUAUCACUCAAGUUGGAUACUAUAAAUAAAUUGACAAUCAGCUGGCUGGUUGAUGAAGUUAAAUCUAGGUAUUAUAAAUUAACAGGCGUCCGUCCAAUAUUCAGUUUAAUGACGUCAGAUGGCGCUAUACUAUCAGAAGACGACCCACUUAGCUUAGUACUCUCCUCGCCGGAGCUAAAGACGUGUAUUACUAAUUGGAAGGCCUCACCAGCUGAAGAGAGGUAUCUGGAGUGCUGUGACGCUUUGGGAAUACCACCAUCCGAAGAAAUCCAACAAGCGGUCGGUAGAAGUCACACUACCCGCAGGCUAGCACUUGGAACGAAGUCCUUACCUUCAUCACAAAUACGCCCGCUAUUCAGGGCGCUCACACACCAAGCACACAUAACAGCUAUCAUGAUCUCAGAUAACAAUAUAGGAGACGCUGGCGUCAAGUAUCUUACUGAGUGUAUGUGCACUAUGAAGCAUUUAACACAUCUCGAUAUAAGCAGAAACAAUAUCACAGAAGAUGGAACUAAAAUACUCUUAAGCCUCUUUGAAAAAGCUAACCGACCUUGUUUAUCCUUAGAAGAACUCGAUUUAAGCGCAAACGCAAUAGCAGACAACGGUUUCAGAAAUGUCGUCAAAAUAUGCCAAUAUGUCCGCCUAAGAAUACUACACUGUUAUAGUCGCUGUAAACGAGCGUCUGGCGACUCCAUGAGGCCGAACCAGGUAACGAGCGACGAGCGACUGCAUGAAGCAGUGACUUUUUAA
Molecule: messenger RNA, 4141 nt
Organism: Trichoplusia ni (cabbage looper)
Lineage: Eukaryota; Metazoa; Arthropoda; Insecta; Lepidoptera; Noctuidae
Product: tonsoku-like protein
Exons: 14
Coding region: 305-4141 (1278 amino acids)
Molecular function (GO): protein binding
Source: RefSeq, a predicted model, not a curated record